CACCACACCCAUGGCCUGCUACGACCUCUGCCGCCCCUGCGGACCCACCCCGCUGGCCAACAGCUGCAACGAGCCCUGUGUCAGGCAGUGCCAGGACUCCACCGUCCUCAUCCAGCCCUCCCCCGUCCGCGUCACCUUCCCAGGGCCCAUCAUGACCUCCUUCCCCCAGAGCUCCUUCGUUGGAUCCACCGCAGGGGCUGCCCUGGGCACGGAGCUCAACGUCCAGGGACAGCCCAUCUCCGGCGGCUUUGGGGCCGCAGGCUACGGCCUGGGCUAUGGCCGUGGCUUUGGCUACGGCCUGGGAGGCCUGGGCUGUGGUCUGGCAGGUCUUGGCUGCUCCGGCACCUGCUGA
Molecule: messenger RNA, 352 nt
Organism: Chiroxiphia lanceolata (lance-tailed manakin)
Lineage: Eukaryota; Metazoa; Chordata; Aves; Passeriformes; Pipridae
Product: feather keratin B-4-like
Exons: 1
Coding region: 11-352 (113 amino acids)
Cellular component (GO): intermediate filament
Molecular function (GO): structural constituent of cytoskeleton
Source: RefSeq, a predicted model, not a curated record